Molecule: messenger RNA, 1685 nt
Organism: Saprolegnia diclina VS20
Lineage: Eukaryota; Oomycota; Saprolegniomycetes; Saprolegniales; Saprolegniaceae
Exons: 10
Coding region: 19-1635 (538 amino acids)
Biological process (GO): proteolysis
Molecular function (GO): aspartic-type endopeptidase activity
Source: RefSeq, a predicted model, not a curated record
GUUUCGUGCUCGGCGACGAUGAUGAUGGUGGUGCAGCUCGUCUGCGGUCUCGCGCUGCUACCAUGGGUCAUGAGCCUCGACGAAGGCCGCGUCGUGCGCAUGGGCCUCAAGCGCGCCCUGCCGCUCCGGCGGCGCCUCGACAGCGCGGCCAACGCGACGACGGCGCUGUUUCUCAAGAACGAAGUUCCGCUCGGCGUGGGCGCCGGCACGCACUAUGCUGAGCUGUACAUGGGGCUACCGCCGCAGAAGGCCUCGGUGAUUGUCGACACGGGCAGCCACUUGACGGCGCUUCCGUGCGCCUCAUGCCCCAACUGCGGUACGCACACCGACCCGCCGUACGACAUUGCCAAGUCGUCGACCGCGCGCUUCAUGCAGUGCGACGAGUUUGACGGCUGCUCAUCCUGCGAGCAAGACCAAUGCCGCAUCUCACAGAGCUACGCCGAGGGCAGUAUGUGGUCGGCGCUACUGAUCAACGAGCUCUGCUGGGUCGGGCCGCUGGACGCGAGUGGCGAGAGCAAUGCGACAUCGAGCAUGGCGGCGGCGGGCGUGCGGUUCCCGAUUGGAUGCCAGACCAAGGAGACCGGGCUCUUCAUCGGGCAAAAAGAGAAUGGGAUCAUGGGGCUCUCGCAGGACCGGAAUACCUUCAUGGCGUACCUCGUCUCGGCCAAGAGGGUAGAUCGCAACCUCUUCUCGCUCUGCUUUGCCGAAAAUGGCGGGCAAAUGGUCCUCGGCGGCGCCGAUGAAAGCGUUCACGUCGCUGCCCCCGUGUACACGCCGCUCCUCACCGCCAGUGGCUGGUUCACGGUCGAGCUUCUCGAUAUCAGCGUUGGCAACAAGUCGCUCGGGAUCGCGCCGGCGACCUACAACCAUGGCCGCGGCGUCAUUGUCGACAGCGGCACGACCGACUCGUUCUUCCCGAGCAGCGCGGCGUCGGCGUUCAACGCCGCGUUCACCGAGCUCUCGGGCGGCCAUGAGUUUCUGGAUAACGUCGAGGACCUUCUCACGGACGACGCACUUCGGCAGCUACCACCGAUCGUGCUGACGCUGCGGGGUCCGACCCGGUCGUCGAUGAUCACGCUUCAGAUCCCAGCGACGCAAUACUAUACCAAAGUGAGCGAGGACGGACACUACACGUCAAGCUUUCACUUUUCCGAGCCGUCGGGCAGCGGUGUUCUUGGCGCCAGCACGAUGCUCAACUACAAUGUCAUCUUUGACAUGGAAGGCCGGCGCAUUGGGUUUGCGCCCGCGCGCUGCGAUGCCAACAGCCGCGCGCUAUUGUUUGGACCAAGCGUGGCGAGCGGACCGCUACUGCUGCCUCCGAUCAACUCGUUCUGGUACCAGUACGAGACGCUCUUGACCGUGCUGGUCGCGUGCUCGUUCAUGGGAGUUGUGCUCCUCUGCCUGACGUUUCUCUUGCGCCGCAAGUGCAGUGCCAAGACGCGCUGGGUACGCCUCUCGACCAGCGACCACUCCCCGUCGCCGCGCCCGAUUGCACUCAACGCAAUGGAUGUGAGUCCAGAACUGUUUGAGUCGGGGGAUGGAAGCCCCAUGACGCCACCGACGCCACCGUCGCCCCAGCGCCGCCUCUCGCGGUCGCCAGAUCUGCAUUCGAUUCCAGAGAGCGACUCGGAGUAGUUGUCAUAGCAUGAGAUAGUAGAAAGGAGUACAUAUUGUCUGCUCGUGUG